CUCACCGACGCCUCCGGCACCUCCCUGUGGUGGCGAUCCUAUGGUCGCAACCGGCGUUGCAUCACGGUGGACCUACACAGCGCAGCUGGGCAGGGAGUGGUGAGGCGACUGGCGGGGCGCAGCGACGUCCUGGUCGAGAACUUCCGCCCAGGCGUCAUGGAGGGCUGGGGCCUGGGCCCCAAGGAUCUGCCACCCCACCUGAUUUACACCCGCAUCUCGGGGUAUGGCCAAACGGGCCCCAGGGCACGGGAGCCGGGCUACGCCUCCGUGUGCGAGGCCUACGGCGGUCUGCGGGCCAUCAAUGGCUUCCCGGACGGACCCCCCAUCCGGCCCAACAUCUCGCUGGGCGACUCGCUGGCGGGGCUGCACGCCGCCUUUGGCGCCGUCAUGGCCCUCCUGCAUCGCGACAGGGCGCGCGGGCCAGGAGGUGCCUGCGCGGGACCCGGCACUCCCAGCGGCUCCGGCCAGGUGGUGGACGUGGCGAUCUCGGAGUCCAUCUUCAACAUGAUGGAGGGUGCGGUGCCGGAGUGGUUUACGCACAGGGCGAUCCGCCCGCCCUCCGGCACCACGCUGACAAACGUCGUGCCCAGCGGCGCAUGGCAGGCCCAGGAUGGAAAGUACGUCAUCAUUGGCGGCAACGGCAACAGCGUGUACAACCGGCUCGUGGCGGCGAUGGGGAGGGAGGACCUGGGCCUCACCAACCCCCGCUUCGCCACCGACGCCGUUCGGAACGAGAACGAGGAGGAGCUGAACGCCGUGAUUGCGACGUGGGUGGCGGGCCGCAGCAGCGAGGAGGUGAUGAGCGUUCUCAAAGCGGCGCGGGUGCCCGCCGGCCCCAUCCUGAACAUGGCUGACAUUGCGGGGGAGGCGCAGUACCAGGCACGGGGCAUGUUCCAGCCAGCUCUCCCUCCAGGAGGUGGCGAGGAGGUGGUGCUGCCGGCCAUGAGCCCCGUGCUGGGCGGUACACCAGGCAGGACGCGCUGGGCCGGGCCGGGCCUGGGCCAGCACACCGAGGAGGUGCUCAGGGAGGAGCUUGGCAUGACGCAGGAGGAGGUAGCAGACCUGAGGCAGUCGGGGGCGAUAUGA
Molecule: messenger RNA, 1086 nt
Organism: Auxenochlorella protothecoides
Lineage: Eukaryota; Viridiplantae; Chlorophyta; Trebouxiophyceae; Chlorellales; Chlorellaceae
Product: Succinate-hydroxymethylglutarate CoA-transferase
Exons: 7
Molecular function (GO): catalytic activity
Source: RefSeq, a predicted model, not a curated record